Molecule: messenger RNA, 1598 nt
Organism: Paramacrobiotus metropolitanus
Lineage: Eukaryota; Metazoa; Tardigrada; Eutardigrada; Parachela; Macrobiotidae
Exons: 7
Coding region: 2-1537 (511 amino acids)
Cellular component (GO): nucleus
Source: RefSeq, a predicted model, not a curated record
CAUGAUGGAAACGAAGGAGCCCAUUGACAGGCGUUCGUUCGCGGCGGGGGAUCUUGUACUGCGCUGUGAGCCCUUCGUGUGGGUGCUGGAGAGCGACGAAUACCAAGCACGCUGUGCUUACUGUCUGCGGCAGAGCGAGGAACUGCGCACGUGCUCAAGAUGCAGACUCCACCGUUACUGCAGCGUCACUUGCCAGUCUACUGACUGGAAGCUGGAGCAUAAACUGGAAUGCACCCUGCUGAAGACCGCGACUGAUAGCACGAAUGGCACGGAGCAUGACAUCAUCGUGCACUCCUCGCAGUAUGGUCUGGAGGUGCCACAAGAGCUCAUCGCCAAGCUCGCCAACAAAAUCAAGUUGAACACGAUGAUGGAUAUCCCGGGAAUGGGUCGCAAAUCCGCCAGAGAUCUGCUGUCCAUGCUGCCAGCGAAUCCCGCACAAUCAGAAUACGAGCAGCUUAUGUCGCCAGCGGAUAUGCUGGCGUGGGAGUCGGAGAACUCCAUGUUAACCGGCGUACCCGCAGCAGACGUUCUGAACUAUUAUGGACUGCUCCACUAUAACGCUCUAUACAUUUACGAUACGAAGUUCUGUGGCGUCAGCGGACCGAUCGGCUUAGCCGUUUUUCCACAGGCAUCGCUGCGGCGGAUGACACCAGUGUGCUGGGACAUCAAUGUGUUGCUGACCUUCCAUGGACGACGGCUGUUUAUUCAUGCCGCAGAAGACAUUCCGCAGUAUACUGGACUUCGAGACCUGCGUUACAAUGAGCAUCCGGAUCCAUUUUGCCAGACACGAGCGGAGCGACGUGCUGCAUUCGAGAAGAAAUUCGGUCAUCCGUGUACUUGUCGCCGAUGCUCGCCAGAAUGUGAUGCUGAGAUUAAUCCGCUACGCUGCGUGACGGAGGGCUGCAGCAACCGCAUUCCCAGCGAUAUCCGCGCACACCACGCCUGCUUCGAAUGCGGUGCCAUCAAUCGAGACCGCUUGACGCAGUUUCAUCAGUUCAUGCUGCGGUAUGAGACCAUUACGGCCAGCUCGGAGAUGGAGUCCUACUCGGCCAUGGUCUUGCAGGUCUGUAUGGACAUGGACGCUGCCGGAAUCCUGCAGCCCGAUGCGCAUUUCCGCUACGUCUGCGGCCGGGAAUUACCGAACAAAUAUUAUGUUGAGUGCCGCUUGGAGGAGGGCUUGAAAACGAUCGUGGAAUUGGUUGGCUGCGUUACUGCCUGCGUACGGAAAAUAUACCCAGAGUAUUCACUAAUUCGCGCACGCCUCCUGAUGUCAGCCGGACUGUCUGUCGUUGAUGCGCUCCCCAAGCCAAUGCUAAACAUUGGAGUGGACCGGAUGUCGAGCUUGGACAUCCAGAAGCACGACGUAGCCGCGGCCACCGUGUGGGCUCUUAAUAUGGAUUUCUGCAGCGAAGCCCGAGGUAUUUUGAUCAAGUUGUUCGGUAAACAGUCGAAGGAGGUCCAGGAUGGCGAUGCGGAUUGUAAGCAGGCUGUUACCAAACUGCUCUGCAUCCAGCAGAUGCUUCGCCUCCGCAAAUAGUAACGUUUGACUGCUUGUCGGUGCCAUCGUCGUCUGCUGUAUACAGUAUUCUAAUUCAACU